AUGCGUUCUUACAUCAACGGAUUUAUUCCAGAGUUGAAGUGCAUACUCUCUCUAGCAUGGCCCCUGGUGAGUAGUCUCUUCCUACAUUUAAUAUCCCUGGUUUAUUCGUGUCCACUUUGGUGUAGCCCACCAUAAUAUAGAACAAUGUCAUCUGGAUAAUUACUGUUUCCUGAUAAAUGUGCAUGUAAACUAAUUGUCUUGUUUUGUGAGCGGGUUUGCUUUUCUGUGAUGUACUUUUGGGAUUCUUUACAAGUUUAAAUUUACGGCAUCUAUACAUGAAUUGUGUUGUCCCUUUCGAUGCCAUUUCCCACUGUACACUCAAAAUAUUUAUCGAAGUUCCCUUACUAAUAAUUCGACAUUUUUCUUUAGAUGCUAACGCACCUCCUGCGCUUUAUCAAUCCAUCCCUCAGCAUUAUGAUUUGUGGUCACCUUAGCCGGGAAGAGCUAGAUGCAGCCUCCCUUGCAAACUCCGUAAGACUCGACUUAAACUUACUACUUUUUGCAUUGAGCGUUUGCAGGAAGUCGUGACCCAGUCUCAGAUGUCUAAGAUUCCCUCUGAAGUUUUGAUUCGAAUAACCAAUGCAAGAUGAGAUACCUAUCUAUUGACAUUCCGCGUUGUUUUGACUGUCACAUUUCAAGGCAGUAGGAUUUUUGGACGGAUUAUUUUUAAAAAAGGGUUUUUACUGUCACUUGUUUCGAGGUUAAAAGAACAAGCAUGGAUAUGUUAAGAUAGUAACUUUAAUUCGCUAGAAUGAGGUAGAAAGUUCGUCUUGUUUCAUUGAAUGAGAAUUUUGACUUUUUUAUGCUUAUGCCCCACUCCCAUACUCUGCCGUGAAUUGAAUGGUUCGGAUGCAUAAAAUCAACAGUUAUUCGCGUCAGGUAACUAAUAGGCGGGCGUUUUUCGGAUAUUAACUAGUGGCUUGGUUACGAAUAUAAAUUAAUCGAUACCGAGAGCAGUGGCGAAAUAUGACUUGUCCGAAGCAUCAUGUGAGGUUUUUAGCUGUUUGAAGUUAAUGUGCAAUAAUUCGUGAUUUUUUCGCACCCCUGGGAUUGAAGGCCUGUGCAGCAUUGGUCCAGUCCUAUUUUUAUACUGCCUGCACGCUCCAUUUGUAUGAUACAGGGUCUAUGGAAUUUAUCACUUUGGCCAGCCAGACCUUUUGUGCAGUCUGCGUACCAGUUCAUCACACCAGCGAAGCGAAACUUUUUACACCAUGAUUGUCUACAAAAGACACCAGAAAGAACUAGUUUAAGUCGGCUAACCAAUUAUCUGUCCCCAUUAGUAAAAGGUACGGUGUUCCUAAGUUUCAAGACGUCAUUAUUUUCCAAAGUAUGUCAGUCUGGUUAUAAGGGUGCCAGUUCCAGUGCCACUUGUCAGUCAAGACAAUUCAGUAUAAGAUUCAACUAAUUCUUCUUAAGAUGCCAGCGCAAAGUCAGCUUCCAUUCUGCGAAUCGCCAGUUUUUAGAUGGAGUGUCCAUUAGUCAUAGAGUAUGCGGUCCGAGUAGGGUCAGACGCUAGAGCGCCAUCCCUCUACAAACUCUGUCCUGUUGAGCGCAACUGUGAGCCUGGAGCAAUUGAUUUUACUAGCACUUAAACUGCUCACUUUUUAUCCACGCCUUCAAUGUUAAUUUGUCUCUCGCUCAUGCUGGUUCGUAUAGGUACUACAGUAAUUCUAAUCGUUUUGGAUCACCGUUUUAUGGUCAAACAUUUUCAUUUGACCGUUAGAAAUGUUCGUUUAUUAAUUUCCAAAUUGUUGCAUUGCCAUUCUUUCCAAAAAUGCUAAUCAUACUGCUACUUAGGAAUUGUCGACUGCUUUCUGCAAAGGUAUUUACAGUAGUUUAUACUCAGCGCACAAAGCGCCUUAUUGUCGCUUUCCGAUCUACUUAUAGCACUUUUUUGUAACCGUCACUACUCGAUGGCCAAAUGCCUACUCACUAAAAUAUUACAUACGCAGUGGUCAUUUUUUAAACUUUCAAUGCUCCUGUUCCUCCAAUAAAACUUGGAAAAACUCCCCAAACCUGGUUUCGAAGUAGUACUAACAGAAGAAUUCACAUUACCUAACAGAGUUGUGCGCUCGUCUUACAACCUUUCGGACUUUGUACCAGUUUGUUGAAGUUAAUCACUGAGGACUUGCUGAGAACUUGGGCUGUGUAGAUUUACUAGCUUGGUUUUAAAUAAGCUGUUGAGCACAAACGAACUAACAGUUCAUGUAUUAGAACCCCCACCUAUUUAUAUCGGAAAGCACUUUUGUUUACAUGGUUAACCCUAGUAACCGUACGGCGUUAUUGCUGUUAUCCGAUAUAUAGACUUGAUAUCGUCUGGAAUAGCCGGUAGCAGUUUUUUCGAAUUUAACUGGGAGCUUUCACCACAGGGAGAUCACCAAAAGCCUUCUCACUUCAUUGUUAAAGUUGGUCUUCCGUGCCCUGUCUGUUUGACAUCUUGAGAACAAGAGAACCUCUUUAGUGACGGUUCACGGCCGCCACAUGACAGUGUUUUCCUCGUGCAUUGCGACUUUUCAGGGCGUAGGCGGACUGCCAAUUGUCAACCUUCCGCACCCGGGUAUCCUUGCGGCCGCUUGAAUGCGACCGUUCGUCGUACGCAAGAGUACGCUUACUCAGCAGCUAGUCUUCGCUAAAAGCAGUUGCACUAUCCAUCAAUCGUUGACUCGCCGGCUACCCAGCAUCUAGACCGAUAGCCAGAUUCGUCGUACUAGCAGCAUAUUUCACGGCGUCUCGCCUUGCUACUUGUAACGUUCACUUCAGCUUUUAUUGCUCAUCGUCAAAUGGACCAUGAGCUGAGAAGUGGAUUGAGUCAACGUCUGGGUCCUAGCUGAUAAUCAGGCCUAUUUCAAUGAAAAUAUUACAUGUUAUAUUCUCUUAAUGACAUUCGAUACGUUUUUCCUCUUCAGAAUGAGUCGACUUAACGCUGUUAAGACAGAAACCUGUUCUCCUUAUACAAUGGAUAUUUCGAUUCGACUCAAUCGUUGUCACUUCAUGACCAACAAAAGCCAAAAUACGUCAAUCUAGGGUCUUUUGCCACCCUCAUAAGUUGUCCCGAGUCGCUUCAUUGAACAUCAGGUCGUUGCUAAGCCGUACCGAAGGUCUGAUAAUGCCUUUUACAAUCUCACUGACGCCAUUUCGCUUCUUUAGCCUCGCACGGUGGGCUAAAUUGCCUCAACAGUCAGUAAUUGGCAAUGGUUGCUCGAAAUAUGCAAAAGUUUCGUUUUUUGUGAUACAGUGCACUCGCUUGUUUACUACCAUGUCGUUCGCGCAUUUUCUCCCUCCCAUUGGGGUUCCAUGCGUAAGUAGACCACGUGGAAAGUGGAUUUUGCCGUUUGAACUAAUUACAUUUACAGCCGUCUCUUAGACACGGCUUUGUCAGAGAAAUUCUUUAAAAUCAUAUGGCAUUACCGAUUUAUCUGAACUGCGGAACGGAGAUGGGUAUUUUUCGUUAUAUCUUGGAGCUCCGGGUAUAGAACUGUCUUAGGCAGUUGCUUAGCGGCGAACAUUCAGCAACCAGAGGUGUUACGGACAGAGGCAAGAAAGAUUAGAUUGACUAUUUUUGCUUAUUUGCCUGUUUUACCAAUUCUCAAUCGCAAUAGUGGAGACUGGCUCCAAUGGUAGUGUUUCUGAGUUACAACAGCUUGACGGUCUACCGAACUGGGUUAAAACUUCAGGUGGUCAAACACUCGUACUUAGUGGGACCGCGGAUAUUUCGUCGACCCCCACUCAAUUCUUUACCGAGAAGGUCGUAGUCCUAAGAGCGACAGGUGCAUGCUAGAUAUAUGAUAUUGUCGUGGCGACUACUGGUGCCCACGCAUACCUUUGGAUUUUAAGCGACAAGACGCUAUUUCUUGAGACUGGUCCUUUUAUACAAAACCUUGCAUGUUGCUGACAUGCUUAUGCCGCAGGUAGCACACAUCGUGUCUGAAGGGUUUCAAAUCUCUAUCCGAUGCAACAUUUUUGUAUUCUCUCAUUCGCUAUAGGUUAUCAAUGUUCUCGGUCUGAGCAUAGAUAUGGGCUUCUCGACUGCCUCGGAAACACUAUUCUGUCAGGUUGGUCACAUCACUCAUUAA
Molecule: messenger RNA, 4073 nt
Organism: Spirometra erinaceieuropaei
Lineage: Eukaryota; Metazoa; Platyhelminthes; Cestoda; Diphyllobothriidea; Diphyllobothriidae
Source: the annotation of a GenBank genome assembly